Diuraphis noxia (Russian wheat aphid) is the source of this 2584-nucleotide messenger RNA. It is a transcript of the gene sav, whose product is annotated as scaffold protein salvador. Gene Ontology annotation, cellular component: cytosol. Lineage: Eukaryota; Metazoa; Arthropoda; Insecta; Hemiptera; Aphididae. Gene Ontology annotation, biological process: hippo signaling; negative regulation of cell population proliferation; positive regulation of apoptotic process. The record is from RefSeq and is a predicted model, not a curated record. Gene Ontology annotation, molecular function: protein binding; molecular adaptor activity.
AUAUAAUUUUAAGUAGGUAUUCUGUUACGUAUUUUAAUACAAACGUGUAAGUUUUUUUACCUGUAAAUAUUUUGUAGCCCUGUGAGCAGGGGCGGAGUGGGAAAAAAAUUCAGGCCAGGAAAAUUAAGUUCCUCCAGGCUACUCAAAGUUUUCAUCUCCUGGUUAAAAAUUGUAUUUUAUUUAAUUUUGUAUGUAAAUAUAUACGUAUAUAGGCAGGCAAACAACAAAUAGGUAAACGGGCCAUUUAGCUUCCAGGCCAGUCUGCCCCUGCCUGAAUUUAGAACAAACUUAACCUAUUUAAGAUGUUGUCGAGAAAAAAUAAAGAUACAAGAACUAUCAAAGAAGGAGUGGUAGGAAAAUAUGUUAAAAAAGACAAGCCUCCAGAAAUACCAAUUAUAAAUGUAUGGACUACAGAACCUUUUAGAAAAAAUAACCACAGCCGGACAAAUGUUUCGGAAUCCCCAAAUUUGAAUAAUACAAACCAACCAAGUGGUUCAGCUCAAAAAUUUGGUAAUGUGAAAAAUACACCAUCUCCAUCAAUGUUGAUUGGUCAUGAAGGAAAAUAUACUCCUAGUAGUUCUGUUCCUGAUUUAGCUCAAAAAUUUGCCAAUGCUAAUUUAUGGAGUAAUUCACCAAAUAUAGCUGCUGAUCAAUCAAUAAGUGUUAGGAAUUGUAGCAAUAGAUAUAUUUCCAAUGACUGUCACAUAAAUCAUCAGAUGGGAACUCACAGUAGUGCCACUUGUUUGCCUUAUCAUUCACACUCUGAUUUAGCUGAGUCUUCUGUUAUUUUACAUGGAUUUAGUGACAAUACAAUUUACUCACCAGCAUUGUCACAAUGUUUCCCAACUAUUCAAAUACAACACAAAAAUGAAAUUAUGACUACUCAUCAUUCUACUCCAGCUUUACAUAAUAUUGGACAGUCUGUUCCAAUACCAUUACCAACAGGUGGAGGUGAAGAACUUCCUUUACCACCAGGUUGGUCAGUAGACUUAACGUUAAGAGGUCGUAAGUAUUUUAUCGACCACAAUACCAAAACUACUCAUUGGUCACAUCCUUUAGAAAAAGAAGGUCUUCCUACUGGAUGGGAACGUAUUGAAAGCGAUGAGUAUGGAGUAUAUUUUGUUAAUCAUAUUUCCCGACAAGCACAAUAUGAGCAUCCAUGUGCUCCACAUUAUAUUUAUCAACCUGAAGUGAGAAUUCCAUUGCCACUUCUACCUCCUCCUCCACCAAGACCUACACAUUUCCAUUCUCACAAUAUGCUUGUUCCUGCGAAUCCUUACCUAAAUCAAGAAAUCCCUGUAUGGCUCAGUGUUUAUUCUCAUGCAGCUCAAACAUUAGACCAUAAACUUAGAUGGGAAAUGUUUCGGUUACCAGAACUCGAUUGUUUUAAUGCUAUGUUAACUCGGUUAUAUAAACAAGAAUUAGAAGAGAUUGUGAUGCGUUAUGAAGUUUACAGAUCUGCAUUAUUAUAUGAAAUGGAUAGAAGACAUAUGCAAUCRCAGUAUAUUGAUUCAAAUGAAUAUAACCGUUAUGGACCAGGGCUACGUAUUAUUGAUGUAACUAAUGAUAAUUUACGAGAAGUUGCACUUUCACAACAUACAGAAACUAAAGUUUAAUUAUUAACUAUUAAAAUAUAUUUUUAUAUAAUAUCAAUCAAGCUAUUUUAAAUUGUUUUUGUAUACCAUUGUUAUUGUUAAUUACUUAAUGAUACUAUGAAUUAUAUUUGCAUAUAAUUAAGUUUGUUCUACAAUAGGUUCUGUGAUAAUUUAUUGACGUAAUUAUUAUUAUUGUAACUAAAACAAAAGGAUAUGGUUGAAAUACUAUCGCUAUUAUUUGUUAUCCACUAUCAUUAUAACUUAUUUAUUUUUUGAAGCAAGUGAUAAUAUAAUUUUUGUUAGAUGUACUUACUCAAUUGUUAUUAAUGUUGUGGAAGAAUAAACUAUUGCCUAUUAUAUACUGAGGUGCACGUUUUUACACAAAAAAUCGAACUUCUAGUACUUUUUUUUUCUAUUAUUUUGCAAAAAAAAUAUUUUUUGAAUUGUAACCACAAAGUAAAAUAUUUUAUUCCUUAGUUGUAACUGAUACAGUGCCUAUAAUAUGAAAUCAACUGAAAAAGUAGAUGAUAUUUAUACUCCAUUUAGAAAUAUAAAAGUGGGCUGCAACCAGUUUUCAUCAACGGCAGUCAUCAGAUGCUUCUUUCACCAACACUGACCUGUGAGGAUUCUUUUGAUCAAAGUUGUACUCAUGUGCGCAAGUCAGCUGUCAGAUACGUUUCUUAUAUUGAAUGGACUAUCUAUCAUGUAAAGUGGGGGGUUAUCUUUGCACACAUACCAUCAAUGUUUUUUAAAAAUUGGUGUCUCACCUAAUUUACCAGGAUAAAAAUGUAUAUUGACAUAUUAUUAUGCUUUUCAUGUAUGUAAAAUUAGACAAUAUUUAAUUUAAUUAGUUAAUAGAUAAGUCAAGAUUCUAGUGGAGAUAAGUUCUUAAAAGCUAAAGUAUUUUUAUGCUUGAUGUAUUAACUAUUUAUUUUAUUGUCCCAGUCUUGGCAUAAUAUGUAGACUGACUGUGAUUAUAUAAAAACAAA